CUCCCCUGUAUCUUCCUCUCUACUUUUAUCUACUUUAAACUAACCACAUAGAACCUAAAUGCUAAAUGCUAAAUGCUUUGCGUCUCUUCUCCUUUCACAUUUUGAAAUAUUUUGAAUCGAGUGUGUUACAUUGAAAAUAGCUUGUAAAGGAAAAGGGGAAGGGAAGUGAGGGAAGGGAGAGGUGAAGAUUUAGCACAGGAUAUGGGUGUUGUUCGUCUGAGGCUGGCGAGGUUUGGAUGUGCUAAUCGGCCCUUCUAUCGCGUGGUGGCCGCUGACAGCAGGGCUAAACGCGAUGGAAAACAUCUUGAGAUUUUGGGCUAUUACAAUCCUCUCCCAGUGAAGGACGGAGGGAAGCGCAUGGGUAUUAAUUUUGAAAGAACCAAGCAUCAAAUGGAGAUCUCUUCAAGGAAAAUCAAGCCGGAUCCAGGACGGUCUUCGCCAGGACGGUCUUCGCCAGGACGAUCAAGUAAGGACAUGGGCAACCUCUUUCAAUCCAACGUUCCAAGGUACUGGCUGUCAGUUGGUGCUCAACCUUCAGAUCCAGUUCAAUGCCUUCUUUUCAGAGCAGGACUAUUGCCACCCCCUCCAAUGUUAGUAAUGCGGCGGAAAGGUGGCCCUCGUGAUGAACGCCCAGUUGAUCCUUUGACAGGCCGUCCAAUAGUCCCUGAGGAAGAUAUAAAGCAGAUUUCUGAUAUAAAGGAUGACACUACCAUUUCAGAAGAGCUUUAAAUGUUGCUAUAGUUUUAGCUGAUUUUAUGAAAUUGCUGUUGACAUAGAAAUUGUUAGUUUAUUGUCCAUGUAAACUGAAAAAUUGGUCCACCCAGUAUUUGUUUAUCCAGUUUGCAUAUGGUUAGUAGACUACCAUAGCGAAGGCCGGGCUAUAUAUACUGUUUCAAAGUGGGUGGCUAGCGAAUCAGCAAAAUGUGUAAAUUAUGAAUAUGCUGAGGAUGGGAAAUUUUGUUUUCCCUGGUAGGUAAUGAUGCAUAAGAAAAUAAUUUUGUCAAAUUACAGGCUAAUUAUGGAUCUUUAUAGGUGAGGAGUUUGUAAUUUGAAGUAUAUUUUAUUUGGUUGGCUAGCCUAUAAAUGGCUGUUCAAUAAUUCUACAUUUAAUAGUCGAAAUUUCUGUUUACGCAGAAUUUACUGACACUAAAAUUUCCUUGCCAAGACAAAACUAAUGAGCUUUUAGCACAAGAUUGUAAGAAACCUUUUAAA
Cryptomeria japonica (Japanese cedar) is the source of this 1212-nucleotide messenger RNA. RefSeq names its product small ribosomal subunit protein bS16m/bS16c. The transcript is spliced from 5 exons. Gene Ontology annotation, biological process: mitochondrial translation. NCBI's taxonomy places the organism in Eukaryota, Viridiplantae, Streptophyta, Pinopsida, Cupressales, Cupressaceae. Bases 202 to 729 code for a protein of 175 amino acids. Gene Ontology annotation, molecular function: structural constituent of ribosome. Gene Ontology annotation, cellular component: small ribosomal subunit; ribosome. The record is from RefSeq and is a predicted model, not a curated record.